Messenger RNA from Colletotrichum acutatum, 357 nucleotides. Its product is annotated as GRIM-19 protein. The record is from RefSeq and is a predicted model, not a curated record. The transcript has 4 exons. Bases 1 to 357 code for a protein of 118 amino acids. NCBI's taxonomy places the organism in Eukaryota, Fungi, Ascomycota, Sordariomycetes, Glomerellales, Glomerellaceae.
AUGCCUCAGGAUAUGCCGCCCGUGGGGGGUUACCAGGCUGUGCAGUACAAGCGCAACUUGCCCGCCCGUGGAUUCCGCCCCGGCACAAUGCUGAUCGGUAUGGGACUGGUGAUGGGAUACGGAUGGUAUCAAUUGACCAAGGGUAUCCGGGAAGCCAACGAGCUGGCGAGAGAGAAGAUGUGGGCGCGUAUUCACCUCAUCCCCCUCCUCCAGGCCGAGGAGGACCGCGACCAGGUUCGUAGGUGGUACGCCGAUCAGGCGAGAGAGAAGGAGCUGUUGGGCGAGAACACCAAGGUCUACCACAACGAGAGAUUCGUUCGUCCCACCUUUGCUCUUGCGCCGCAGAGCAAGAACUAG